This is a messenger RNA of Ceratina calcarata, 1375 nucleotides long. It is a transcript of the gene Cdc37, whose product is annotated as cell division cycle protein 37. The coding region runs from base 151 to 1260 and encodes 369 amino acids. NCBI's taxonomy places the organism in Eukaryota, Metazoa, Arthropoda, Insecta, Hymenoptera, Apidae. Gene Ontology annotation, cellular component: cytoplasm. Gene Ontology annotation, biological process: protein stabilization; protein folding. Gene Ontology annotation, molecular function: protein kinase binding; heat shock protein binding; protein-folding chaperone binding. The transcript has 5 exons. The record is from RefSeq and is a predicted model, not a curated record.
AGUUGACAAUUAAACUUCGACAAGUGCAGGCGCUGUAUUUCUGCUACUACAAAGCAUAAAAAAACACUAUUUGUAUAAGUUACGUUUUUCAAAUAAUCAGUUUUGAAAUAGUACCUCGUCAUAUCGAAAGUGCAUUUAACUGAACGGACGAUGGUGGAUUACAGUAAAUGGAAAGAUAUUGAAAUUUCAGAUGAUGAGGACGACACUCAUCCGAACAUCGAUACACCAUCAUUAUUCAGAUGGCGGCAUCAAGCAAGAGUUGAAAGAAUGGAAGAACAGAGACGUGAACAUGAAGAACAUGAAAGGAAAAAAGCAGAGACUUUACAAAAGUUGAAGAGCACAAAGGAACAACUUGCAAAACUGGAAAAUGAGCAAAGUGCUGAUUUAACUGGAUUGAAGAAAGUUUUGCAAGAUCUGGAAGAGGAACAAAAAAAGAUACAGGAUAAGGAAAACGAAAUGAAGAAGAAAGAAAAGCUCACACCUUGGAACGUUGAUACCAUUGGACAAGAUGGAUUUGCAAAAACAGUGAUUAAUAAAAGGACAGCACGUAAGGAUGAUGACAGUGGUUUGUCAGACGAAGAAAAGGAAAAGAAAAUAAAAGAAUUUGUGAAAGAGAAUGAAAAGGCAUUGAAGCAAUUUGGUAUGCUCAGGAAGUAUGAUGAUAGUAAGAAAUACCUGCAAGAGAAUCCACAGUUAGUAUGUGAAAAUACCGCGAAUUAUUUAGUAAUCUGGUGUAUUAAUCUAGAAAUAGAAGAAAAACAUGAUUUAAUGGAGCAUGUUGCUCAUCAAUGCAUAUGCAUGCAGUACAUUCUGGAAUUGUCGAAACAGUUGGACGUGGAUCCAAGAGCAUGUGUAGGUUCCUUCUUUAGUCACAUUCAAAAUGCCGAGAUAGAAUACAAAAAUUCCUUUGACGAUGAAUUAAGAGCGUUCAAAGAAAGAAUACGUAAGAGAGCUGCUGAGAAAAUAGCAGAUGCUCUUAAGGAAGCUGAGGAAGAAGAGAAAAUGGCACGCAUUGGUCCGGGUAACCUUGAUCCAGUUGAAGUAUUUGAGAGUCUUCCAGCGCCUUUGAAAGUAUGCUUUGAGACGCAGAGUCACUCUUUAUUGCAAGAGACAUUAGCAGCGAUGCCACAGAAUGAAGCAGUUUAUCACAUGAAACGGUGUAUUGAUAGUGGUCUUUGGGUACCUGACGCGAAAUCCAAGGAGUUAAUUGAUGGAGAAACAUCUGCGGAAAAUGUGGAAGAAACGCCGAAACCUGAAUAAUAAUACGUAUCUGUAAAUCAUGUGCGUUGACUUUCAUGACUCAUUUUUAUGCAAGUAUCCUUUAGUACUAUGAAUAUGUUACAAUAAAAGUAUUAUCAUUGGACAAUGAACACGA